CUACUACUGAUCAGUGAUCACUAAACCAUAUCCCACAUCCCAAAACACCCUACCGUUGACAUACAUCAAAAUGCCAUAAUAAACCCAUGGUUCACUUGGUGAAGCUCUUCCAGUUUCCAUCCAUGGCCACUUAUUAUCAUUGCUUAACCUCAAUCUCAUUACAACAUUCUUCUUCCUCACUAUCAGUCUCUAAAUCCAAAUCCAAUCCCACAUAUCCCUUAAUUUACAGAACCAAAUUAUCUUCUUCGUCUUCCUCUUUUAUCCAAUGCCCCCAAAACCCUGCAACUAAACCACAGAUCUUCACCGUUUCAGCACUUGUUGAAGGUGAACAGCAACAGUAUUAUUCUUCUGGAAAUGGGUACAGCUUGCAAGAGGAUUCUAAUUUCAGGAACUCUUUUAAACCCUAUGAACUCUACGUCUGUAAUCUCCCCAGAAGCUGUGACAUCCCCGAGCUCCAUAAUAAGUUCAAAACCUAUGGUACAGUUCAGUCUGUUGAGGUCCCCAGAAACGCAGAGACUGGGAUAAGCCGGGGUUGCGGGUACGUGACCAUGAGCUCACUCGAAGAAGCCAAAGCUGCAAUCGCUGCUCUAGAUGGUUCCGAUGUUGGUGGGCGAGAGAUGCGAGUCAGGUUGUCAGUUGACAUGAAUAGUAAACGGGGAAGCACGAUAUCUAGUUCCCAACCUCAGAAGAAUUUGGUAUCUGAGUCACUGAUAUCAAGUUCCCGACCUCAAAAGAAUUUGGUAUUUGAGUCGCCUUUCAAAAUGUACGUUGGUAAUCUUGCGUGGAGUGUUAAACCAGAGGAUUUGAGAAAUCACUUUAGCCAGUUUGGUAAUGUGAUUAGCACAAAGGUUUUGCAUGAUCGUAAAGGCGGAAAGAAUCGCGUAUACGGGUUUCUUUCAUUCUCAACAUCUGCAGAACUUGAAGCUGCUAUGUCUUUAGAUGACACAGAAUUUUAUGGUAGAACAAUAAAGCUUCGAGAAGUUGUAAAAUGGCCCGAGCCAGAGCCUUGAGUGGAGUUUCAUGAAUAUAAAAGGGCGUGACAUCAUAGAGAUACCAUACAAGUAUUGAUCUUCUUUUGUUCAGAUGUAUCAUGUUGCAAAAUCACAUAGGUUUGACAAAAAAAUGUUUACAAGCCUGUAUGUUUUACAUCAAUAUAUGACUUGAUAAACAUACUAUUAGAUGAUAUUUUAAUUAUUAGAGAAAUAGAUAGAUAAUAUUGUGUUA
Molecule: messenger RNA, 1224 nt
Organism: Helianthus annuus (common sunflower)
Lineage: Eukaryota; Viridiplantae; Streptophyta; Magnoliopsida; Asterales; Asteraceae
Product: 28 kDa ribonucleoprotein, chloroplastic
Exons: 4
Coding region: 87-1010 (307 amino acids)
Cellular component (GO): cytosol
Molecular function (GO): mRNA binding
Source: RefSeq, a predicted model, not a curated record